CCCUUCAUCACCUGUCCCCUGCUUUAUUCGGAUUCCAUGACUCGUGUGUUCUCGUAAAUUGAGAGCUCCUGGGCUGAGCUGAUUCAGAGAGGACCGAUGCAUACACGAGACUCGGGUGCCGUCCCGCCCACUGCCCCCGCGAUCGCCGUUUCGAGUUGGUGAAGAAGGCGGGAUUCUUGUUCUGUGUGUUGAUCUUGGUCAUGGAUGUGGUCGCCGGGAUUCUCGGCAUCGAGGCCGAGAAAGCUGAGAAUCAGGUGAAACAUUUGAAGGUGCGGGUGUUCGAGUGUCGAGAGCCGAGCUACAAAGCGUUCAAGCUCGGGCUGGCUGCGUGCGUGCUCUUGGCGCUGGCUCAUGCGAUAGGCAACUUGGUGGGGGGAUGCGUUUGCAUUUGGUCCAAGGAGGAUUUGAACAGAGAGACCGCUAACAAGCAAUUAGCCGUGGCCUCUCUCAUUUUCUCUUGGAUAGUUUUGGCAGUCGCAUUCUCGAUGCUGAUGGUGGGGACAUUAUCCAAUUCGAAGUCGAGGAGGACCUGCUGGAUCGCCCACCACCGGCUGCUGUCGAUCGGGGGAGUGCUGUGCUUCAUCCACGGGCUCUUCACGGUUGCAUACUUCGUGUCGGCCGAGGCCACGAGGAAGGAAGACAGGAUGAUGGUUCUUCAACAGAGACAAAGAGCACAAGGACAGGAACAUGCUUAGUUGCUUCGGAUUCGUCUUCUAAAGUUUGCUCCUUUCGUUAGUUUUUUUAUUUCUCCUGUUGUUGCCUGAAUGUUUGGAUUCAGAUCGAAGAACGUUUGAUUGUGAAUGGAUUUUUC
This is a messenger RNA of Rhodamnia argentea, 811 nucleotides long. Its product is annotated as protein DESIGUAL 3-like. The transcript has 3 exons. Lineage: Eukaryota; Viridiplantae; Streptophyta; Magnoliopsida; Myrtales; Myrtaceae. Bases 201 to 695 code for a protein of 164 amino acids. The record is from RefSeq and is a predicted model, not a curated record.